UCUGCAGACCUCCAGCAGCCAUAGACUGGCUGUUGAUAUUUACGUACUCCGCGGCUGCAUAAGUGCCACUCAGCUGUCACUCUUCAUUUCACGUCGUUCGUUUAAUAUGACUGCGCUAAUUUUAGUGUCGUAGCAUUCAUCAAUACCCAAAUAGGAGGUUCUGGUACCUAAAGGAGGUCGUUUAGAAAACUAUUUGGAGAGCGCCGGUUGCGACAGUGAUAAAUAUCCAAGUAUGUCUUCAUCCGUCGUGCACGACAACUUCGCCAAAAAGAAGCACGUUCGUUUCGCUAGCAUGGAGGAGGAGAACGACAACGACGAACCGGAGGAAAACACGCUGUUUGACAAGAGGAAGGAGGCUGGUCGGGGGCUGAAGAGCUCACUGAAGUUGGCGAAGAGGAGCAAAAAACCGGGAGGAGACAAGCGAGUGAAAGUGGUCGGCGGAGGAAGCAGGACGUGUGGCCGUUGGAUGGUCACGCUCGCGCUGUGUGGGUCAUCCCUAGGCUUGGGGAUGGGUAUCUCCGUUCUCGGCCCCACGUUUGAGGAUCUGGCUGCCAAUGUGCACAAGAACAUCAGCGACAUCUCCUACAUCUUUGUUGGCCGUGCUGCCGGCUACAUUGGUGGAUCUCUCAUCGGAGGCAUUCUGUUUGAGAUGAUUAACCCUCACAUCCUGCUAGGGAUUUCCAUACUGCUCACAGCAUUUGGGAUGUAUGCUAUCCCUUUCUGCAAACAGGCCCUGUUGCUUGCUGGAAUCAUGUCUUUUGUAGGGAUGUCUAUGGGAGCUUUAGACACAGGUGGGAAUGUGCUCAUCCUGAACACGUGGGGUGAGCAUUCCGGCCCCCACAUGCAGGCUUUUCACUUCACCUUUGCAGCAGGGGCCUUUGCAUCCCCCAUCAUAGCCAAGGUGCUGUUCGGCCAUGAUGGAAGCACCAGCGCUUCGGUUACACCAACUAACCCUCCUAUUGUCACCACAACUUCGAACACUGACACCAUGAUCCACCACAUCCAAGCCAAGAGCAUUAACCUGAAGUCCAUGUGGGCCUACAUCGUGAUUGGCUCCUUUCUCCUCUUCAUCUCCUUCCUCUUUGUCCUCCUCUACUGCCGUGGCAGCACGUCACGAGACAAACUGCAGGCAGCGCCAGGGAAGCCUCAGGUAGCCAAACACCACUUAACUCUUGUUGUUCUGCUUUUCUUCUUCUUCUUUGCUUAUGUGGGUGCAGAGGUGGCGUACGGCUCCUUCAUCUUUACAUUCGCCAAAGAUUACGCCCAAAUGCCUGAGACCCAUGCAGCUGGGCUCAACUCGCUGUUCUGGGGCACUUUUGCUGCCACUCGAGGGUUUGCCAUCUUUUUUGCUGCCUGCUUGUACCCUGGCACCAUGAUCUUUCUCUGCCUGGUGGGCACCAUCAUCUCCUCUCUUCUUCUCUGCCUCUUCAAUCAUAAUGUGGCAUUGUGGAUCGGCACCGGCCUCUAUGGGGCAUCCAUGGCCACCACCUUCCCCAGUGGGAUCUCUUGGUUGGAGCAGUACACCACAGUGACGGGCCACACAGCGGCAGCUUUUGUAGUGGGGGCUGCGCUGGGAGAAAUGGUUCUCCCUGGAAUUGUGGGCUACCUCCUUGGAAGUUUCCCAAAGCAGCCUCUGCUGAUGUACCUAACCCUCAUCACAGCCAUCUUCACCGCCAUCCUCUUCCCAGUCAUGUACAAGGUGGCCACAGCACCCAGUGGUCAGAGCAAGAAGCUUCGCGUCAGGGACCUAACAGACACAGAUGACAGCGAGUACCAACAGGCCCUGCUGGACUCAGGAACCACUGAGGAGGAGGAUGAGGAAGAAGAGGAGCAGAAUGAGGCUGAUCAGUGGAAUGACACAGACUUUGAGGUCAUUGAAAUGGAUGACACAUCAAGUGCUAUUAAUUCACCCAGCAAGGGGUCGCCUCCUGAUUGUGGCACUGUAACGGGCCCCUCUGCUGCCUCAAGUACAAGCAGCCUGCUGGCAGAGGCUGCUGGUGCAGCGUCGUUCUCAGACCCUGUUCUGACGGGAGGAGACUCUCCCAGCAGCAAGCUGCAGCUAAAAGAGACUGAAAACUGCAGCGCCACCUGCUGAUCCUGCACUGAACAUUACAAGAGCCAUGCUUGUUUUCAUUUGUUGCCCAAUGUUUCUGUGGAGUGGUUUAAAUUUGAACCCUGCAUCAACAUCAGCUCAGUUUGGGUUUGGCACUCCUGUUGGAUGAUGGGUCAUCUACUACACAUGGUUAAAAAUACAGACUUGUUCUGAUCUGGCUCCCUCUGCUGGGAGCCCAGCAUCCCAGAGCUAACAGUUCAGUGCCUUCCUGAGGGCACAUCAUCCUGCCAAUCAGCUGCAGUGUCAAGUAACUUUUGUUGCUCUUACAUGAAGAAUUGUUUUGUUUUGUUCUUUCAUCACUGAGUCACUUACUGAAGGUAAACUCUGAAUAACUGAACAAGGCGGCUUAUGAAUACCAGUUUUUUUAUUAUAUCAAUCUCAAACCUCCACCCACAGCAAAGUCAAUUAUAAACAAUCAAAAGCACCUUCAAUAUCUUCAUUUUUUACAUUUUUACAAACAGAGCCUGUGUACAGCUGUAUGGGACCUAUAGUUUGUGCAGGAAACUGGACAUGUACAUAAAACCAUAUGUGAACAAAGACUCUCUGUGACAAAUUAUAAUACAGUAUUGCAACAGUCCCAGAUUGAAAAGAAAUGUUUCCAGUUUUUAUACUCUGAAGUAUGAUGAGUCAGAUCUGCUAAAAUCAACAUCAGUACAACCAGUCAGAAGAAACAUGGCACCCUUUGAACACAAUGUAAUAAAUGGUUGACUGCC
Messenger RNA from Girardinichthys multiradiatus, 2826 nucleotides. RefSeq names its product major facilitator superfamily domain containing 4B (gene slc60a2b). Bases 233 to 2095 code for a protein of 620 amino acids. The record is from RefSeq and is a predicted model, not a curated record. Lineage: Eukaryota; Metazoa; Chordata; Actinopteri; Cyprinodontiformes; Goodeidae. The transcript has 4 exons.